Halichondria panicea is the source of this 1926-nucleotide messenger RNA. RefSeq lists its product as uncharacterized. Lineage: Eukaryota; Metazoa; Porifera; Demospongiae; Suberitida; Halichondriidae. Bases 174 to 1832 code for a protein of 552 amino acids. The record is from RefSeq and is a predicted model, not a curated record. The transcript is spliced from 6 exons.
CUGGGUGGGGCAGGGCUCGUCCACAAUUAAUAAAAGUGAGCUUGGAAACCUAUGUAAUAAAGUUGCUAGCUAUUGUGCAAUUGUAUAGACACAUAGAAUAGUUUGUUCACUCCCUAGUGUUCUGAAGGACUCUACUGCAACUGAACUACCUCUGUUUCUGCUCAGAAGCAAUCAUGGCUACCGAUACUAAAAAAGCCACAUCUCUGUUGCUGACUAUUCCACUUCUGAUCCUAACGCUGGGCCUGUUCCUGGCCAUGUUGGGAACAGGUGCGUGGGGCAUAGUGGAGGCUAUUAACCAAGACCCUUGUGGUAACCGCAACCUGACAGGUUUGUUGGGCUGUGAAGUCCAGAUAUCCCUCACAUCACAGAGUGGAGACCAACUAACUGACCAACCCUUCGCCUGGUAUAACUGGAUGGUGGUGUCUACUGUUGUUGGUCUCUUGUGGGCCGUGGUGACCACUCUAGCUGGACAAGCUCUCCUCUGGACUGUGGAAGAAUUUAAUAAAGACAACAAGAAAACUGGUGGACAUGAUCUUGAGAUGCAAGAAUUACAUGGCAGCAGAACUGAUGGUUCUGUAGAGGAUGUAGACAGUGGAGUCGUGGCUCAGAAAACCAUCACGAUCAUAGGCUCUGGUGCAGGGGGAGGUACCAAGAUAGAGCUGGAGCCCUCACCACUGCGGAAACUCACAUUGGGUGGAACUUUUGGUCUUUUUUUCUGUCUCUUCUUUCUGGUGUUGGGAAUUAUGUCACUGUUGUGGGGGAUUGCUACAGCGUAUGGGAACACCAGGACUGACAACGUCGUCUUGGCAACGUAUGUAACAGUGGAAAUACUCACUGCCAUUCUACUUCCGAUAUUUUUCUUCAUAUCUGGAAUCCUAUUGGCCGGAAUACUCGACUUCAUCACGUGGGGCAGGCUCGAUUUGCGUACUCUUAUUCCAAAGUUUCUGAGAGUUGUAAAGUUUGAAUCUGGAUUAAAUGAGAACAACGAUCCCUUUGAUUAUUGGGUCAUUGAAGAUACCUUCCAUUUCCAAGUGGACCAACGGGAUCACAGUAAUACGGCUGAUUUCCGUAACUCGUUUGACAAGUUUGGAGCGACAUGGGCUCUCAAUAUCAUUGUGUGUCUGGGCAUUCAUUUGCCAGUGGCUUAUUUCGUGGACUACACACUGGACACUCAGGACACUCUCCUAGCUCCUGAUGGUUGCGACACUAUCGACUCUACCUAUCGAUGCUUUGAGGCUAUUUCUCUGGAGCCCGCUGGCUGCAUGGACACAAACGGAACUGUACAUUGCUUCAAGUUUCUACGAUUUGGUGUAGAUGUUGACAUCAUAUCUGCAGCCUCCACAGCCUUUGCUUUCUUCCUCAUAGCAUCGACUGCGUUCACCUCUCUCUUCACCAUCAUGAAGAUAUUGCUUCACCUCAAACCAACCCGCUGGUGGGGCCUGACUUACAUUAUUGUUGGUGGACUUGGUUUCCUUGGAGCUAUAGGUUUGGUGAUAUGGUGGGCCACUGGUUACGUGGCCCCUCUCAUCAACGAGAUUAUACAUUUCAAUAUCAUUAAUGUGGCGCAGUUUUUCAUGGUGUGUGAGUACUUGUUCAUUGUCGGUCUGUUGCUAGUGGCGGCUAAAUGGUGGGAGAAUGUGCCCGUAGCUGAAUACAAGCCCAAGCAACGGAGGGAGUUGGUUGAAUAUGUCACUGCUAAUCGUGGCGAGGUGGACAAGGCAGCUAGCGAUCACGCCAAGGAGACCAUCGCUAAGGAUAAAGCAGCGGAGGCCACUGGAGACAAACAUGGCAAGGAGGGUGCAGGAGAUAAAUCCCUGACACAUAACGCUUAAUUAGAACAUUAGAACAUUGGAACAUUGGAACAUUCGGAAAACUGUAAUCUUUUACGAGUAUUGCAUAUAUACAAUAGCUAAUUUUUGCUGUUAA